Fonsecaea multimorphosa CBS 102226 is the source of this 600-nucleotide messenger RNA. RefSeq lists its product as uncharacterized. Bases 1 to 600 code for a protein of 199 amino acids. The transcript has a single exon. NCBI's taxonomy places the organism in Eukaryota, Fungi, Ascomycota, Eurotiomycetes, Chaetothyriales, Herpotrichiellaceae. The record is from RefSeq and is a predicted model, not a curated record.
AUGGCUCCCGACGUAUCAAAAGCUCUGGAGCUAAUAGACGCCGCUCACAGAGAGGACCCGAACACUGUCGAAGUUGAUGGCGAGAAAAUCCCCUACGAGCUACACUACGCUCGAAAAAUGACCCAAUUUCUCGACCUUCACACGCCCGAUGCAGGCCCCCUGCUUGCCACGGCCGCCCGAGCGCAGCACUUCCGGCGCUGGGAGGUGCCUCGCGACAGCUACCCGCGCACCAAAGCCGGUUACUUUGCAUGGCGCACGUUCCUGAAAAAGCGACAGGCCGAGCAAGUGCGACAGAUCUGUCUGGAGUGCUCGUACAGCGAAGAGGAAGCGGGCAAAGUGGCGGCGCUGAUUGCGAAGGAGGAUUUGAAAAAGGGGGAAGGUAAGGGCGACGCCGACGCGCAGGUCAUUGAGGACGUGGCCUGUCUGGUGUUUCUGGACGAUCAGUUUGACGAGUUUGAAAAGGGCCACGACGAGGACAAGAUCAUUGGGAUAUUGCAGAAGACGUGGGUGAAGAUGGGGCAACGAGGACAGGAGUUGGCGUUGGCUAUGGACUUGAGUGACAGGGCAAAGGAGAUGAUAGGCAAGGCUCUGGCUGCGUGA